UUUUGUUAUUUCGGGGUUUUUUGUUCAUAAAAUUUGACGUUGGACUAUAGAACGGGGGCGCAAUGCAUUGUAACUUGUAAGAGUAUGAAAGCAAUGAUGGCAGUUUCUCUGAGAUGCGCUUCCACUGCCAGAAACCUUCUCCUUCGAAACACUGCCAAUUUCGGCAAGCUCUCGUUCUUGCGUCAUCAUUUCAGCCCCUUGAAGUCUAUAUUGGAUACUUCAGUUCUUGACACCCGUAGCAGUUGCAAUUAUCCUGUGGCUGUGGUCGAUUUUCUAAGAGAAAGCCGAAGAGGAUUUGCCAAAGGACGAAAGUCAAGAGCUGAUGAUGAUGAUACAAAUACAGUUGAAAUGGUGCCAGAUAUUGGACCUAGUGUUAAGGCAACUGCUCUCUCACAGAUGCAAGCAGCUAUAGAUGCUUUAUCGAGAGAGCUGAGCAAACUGCGGACAGGAAGGGCAUCUGCAGGAAUGCUUGAUCAUAUUAUAAUAGAAACAAGUGGUAUGAAGAUGCCAUUAAAUCAUGUUGCUGUUGUUUCUGUCAUAGAUUCCCAGACUCUCUCAGUAACUCCUUAUGAUCCAAAUGCCCUGAAGGAGUUAGAACAUGCCAUUGUUUCAUCACCCCUAGGUCUAAAUCCAACACUGGAAGGUCAACGAUUGAUUGCAACUAUUCCCCCGUUGACCAAGGAACAUAUUCAGGCCAUGUGUAAGGUGGUUGCCAAAUCAUCUGAAGUUGUUAAGCAGAGUAUACGAAGAGCACGUCAAAAGGCAUUAGAUACAGUAAAGAAAGUAGGAUCAAGUAUCCCAAAGGAUGAUUUGAAAAAAUUGGAGAAAGAGGUUGAUGAAAUGACAAAGAAGUUUGUCAAGUCGGCAGAGGAUAUGUGCAAAGUAAAAGAGAAGGAGAUUAAGGGCAGUUGAGAGCAAUUUCUACAUUAUGGUACUGAUUUAGGAGUUCAUCUCAUGUAGAAUACUUGCUGUUUGAGAAGACGUUGGCCACAAAGUUUUGGUAGUUUGAGAGUAGUGUUUGAUGAUCUUCAGUCUUCUUUUAGAAGCUAACUGGAAUCAGAGGCAGGCGAAGUGGUAAUAUGGCCUAUGGGCAUGGUUGUUGUCAGAGUUAACAUCACUGGAUUGAAGCCCUUGAACUUUCCAGUUGACGACAAUUUUGAAAUCAUACAGUGAUAAAGCAAUAGUAACUUGCCCAAAUAUGCAUGCCUUCAUGAACACAGCAUUAUUUGUCUUAUCAACCGAGUCAGAUGUGUUUGAUAGCAAACAUUUUCAAUGAGAAUUGAUGAUCAUCGGCAACUUCACAUCUUUUUCUGACAAGUUA
This is a messenger RNA of Nelumbo nucifera (sacred lotus), 1321 nucleotides long. Its product is annotated as Ribosome recycling factor. Gene Ontology annotation, cellular component: mitochondrion. Gene Ontology annotation, biological process: translation. Gene Ontology annotation, molecular function: ribosomal large subunit binding. The record is from RefSeq and is a predicted model, not a curated record. Lineage: Eukaryota; Viridiplantae; Streptophyta; Magnoliopsida; Proteales; Nelumbonaceae.